UGUACCACUGGUCUUCAGUAGCUCAGCUGGACUGUGAUCUCACCAUGUUUAUCCACUGUGAACUGGUCAUACUGAUACUUGCGAUGACUCUUGAUGGUCAAGUUCAUGCCAUCUAUGGAGGCCAUGAGGCUGUGCCACAUAGCAGGCCAUACAUGGUGCUGUUAGAGUGCCACACGGAACAUGGUCAUAAAGGACACUGUGGUGGCUUCCUUCUGAAUGAAGAUUUUGUGAUGACCGCAGCCAGCUGCCAAGCCAAGUCAUACACAGCCUUACUGGGAGUUCACGAUGUCCACAGAAACAAUGAAAUACAGCGUAUAUCUGUGAAAGGCAUAUUUCCACAUGAGUACUACGACACAACUGAUUACCAAAAUGACAUAAUGCUUCUUAAGUUGAGCUCCAAGGCACAGUUCAAAGAACAUGUAAGACCCAUUCGUCUCGCAGGUGGAGAUGACGGCUCACUGCCAAAAUCAUGUAAAGUCUCUGGCUGGGGAACAAGCUACAGAAACAAUUAUCACAUGUCUCCUGUGCUCAUGGAAGCCAAUGUAACACUCACUGAAAAUGAGCAGUGUGCUAAGGAAAACUUUUACUGCUCUGAGGGAAAGACUGGACCAGGUGACGGAGACGGUGGUGUUCCACUGGUCUGCGAAGAUGGAAAAGCGUACGGGGUGAUGUCCAGCUCAGGCAAAUCAAACUUAGAUGGAGCAGAUAUCGAUCGUUACACCAGGAUCCCUGAUUAUAGAAAGUGGAUCAAUUUGAUUAUGGGACAUUGUGGAAAGCUCUAGUGUUUCGUAAUAUUAUCAUAACAUUUGAAUUUACAUUGGUCCACUUUGUUACUUUAGAGCUGAUGAUUGAGGUGAUCGUAUCACAUCUGAUUCCACAUCAGAGAGACUGCCAGACCAACAAGUCUGGACUCGCUUGCUUUGCUUUGAUCAAAACAUGCUUUACUUUGAUGAUUUCAAAUGAUGCAAAUUUUUGCUUGGAAAUCUGAGUCAGAAGACUGAAAAUAGUGUACGCUGCUGUAAUUACUGCUUUGUAAAUCUUCAUUUAGACCAUAUCAAAUGACAACACAGACUCAUGUAAAUCAGUUUUUUUCCAUCUUCUGAAACAAACUGUUGCUCUCUUACUGUGUUAUCUCAAUGCCUCUGUACACUUCUCUGUUUUAACAUGAAUUAAAUCAAUAA
Messenger RNA from Toxotes jaculatrix (banded archerfish), 1181 nucleotides. Its product is annotated as granzyme E-like. Lineage: Eukaryota; Metazoa; Chordata; Actinopteri; Toxotidae. Gene Ontology annotation, biological process: proteolysis. The transcript has 5 exons. Gene Ontology annotation, molecular function: serine-type endopeptidase activity. The record is from RefSeq and is a predicted model, not a curated record. The coding region runs from base 45 to 782 and encodes 245 amino acids.